Molecule: messenger RNA, 2475 nt
Organism: Cicer arietinum (chickpea)
Lineage: Eukaryota; Viridiplantae; Streptophyta; Magnoliopsida; Fabales; Fabaceae
Source: RefSeq, a predicted model, not a curated record
UAAAAUUUAAAGUAAAGAAAAUUCAAACUUCAAAAAACGUAACGAAAGCGAGCAAUAAAACACACAUAACCCGAAGGUUAUGUAGUUAUGUUUGUUCCAUUUGAACUUGAACUAAGUUGUUGUCUGGUUCCAGAUCCAUUGUUGCUGAAACGUUGCUGCAGCCAUAAAUCAGUAACAAAUGCUGCUCCACACUGUAGAUCCAAGACGAUAACAGCCUCUUCACCUUCUCAAUCUCGUUUCAUUGGUGUAUGUAUACAUGCCUCACUAUGAGUAGAACAUUUUCAUCAAAGAAAGCUUCUUAUUUGCAUCCACCACCAACACCAACAACCACAGUUGCAAAGUCAUGUUCGAACAAGAGGCGAAGUCCUCAAAGUCCUUUACAGGAUUUCAACCGAAUUUCUAACAGCAGUAACAGUAGUGACGCUUCUUCUUCUGUCUCUGCUGAAGUCCCAAAGGGUUGUCUUAGGUUCUUGGCUUCAUCCUCUUUCAAAACCCCUGUUAAUAGACCUAAGAAUAUCAACAAAACACCCAAUUCAGCACCUCAUGGACUUGUGUUAAAACAAUCUAAGUCCAAUUCCUCAAAGGAGAAUCUUCCAAAGGGUGGUAAUAAUGCUGGGGUGCAAACCAAAACACUCGUACCAAAUAAAGCUAAGAACCCUCCAUGUCUUUACCAGUGGCAGUCUGGUAAGAAAUCUGGUUCCAAGAUUGGUCAAAAGUCGAAGCUUAGUUCUCCUUUGAAUGAACAUGGAAAACAUUUACCUGCAUUUCCGUUAACAACAUCGGAGGAGUUAAAGCAAAAGGAGGAUGUCCUUGGAGGGAUAAAUGAUAAUGCUGUUGAGUCUGCCAAUCACAAAUCAUCACACAAAGAUGUGAAAUCGACUCCUUUGAGUAAAAAAGCUUUGGGGCCGCAUUUGGAUGUUAUGGUUUUUAGGGAGGCGGAGGAUAACCCAAACAGAAGCAUUAGUAAAACACCACCAAUUCAUAACUCGCUUUCACCAGAGAUACAAGGUGGUUCUUCUUUGGUUUCAACAGCAACAACGCCUGCUUGUUAUGGUGCAGGCUAUAUUGUUUCUGGUGUCACUGACAAAAGGAAAUGUAGGCCUAGAGGGAUUCUCACUGUCGAAGAGAACUAUUCAAGCUCUGCUAAAAUGGUUACUAAUAGUAUUGAUGAUGAUGCUGAUGAGAAGAAAACAAAGGAUGUUAUUAAGAAAGAUAGCCCUUCCAUGUUGCCUUUGCCGACUGAAGCUUUAGUGCAUUGGAUUUCUUCUCCGCGUAACAAGGGAGAGAAAAUUGGGCUAAAUCAAAGUCAGGCACUCAGAGAAUCCACAACCCGUGGUUCCUGUACUUCACCAUCAUCCAGUUCAAAAUCUUUCUGGAAUAUAUGUGAUAGUUCUAAAACUUUUUGGAAUGGAAGUGACAGCAGUGAUUUGUCUGGUGCUACCAAUGGUAUGAGGAGUAAAAUGAGUUCUUCAAUUUCUCCAUGUAGACUCUCUGAAUUUCAAAUACCUUUUGAUUCCAUAUUGUUUUCACCGAAAUCCUCACACAGUUGUAGGGCAGGUAGCUCAGAAAAUCUCAUUGAUGAGAACUCUCCCUUCUCCCUGAAUUCAAUUGGUAGUGGAAAUGUGAUUCAAACUCCACAGUCAGAUUCCAGUUCAGAUUUACAUGUUGCACUGUCACUGGCGCAUGCAGACAAUCAAAAGGAAGAUCAUUUUAACCCCGAGCUUAAUUUAUACAAUGAAGUUCUUCUAUCAGAAAACUUCCUUCUCAACAAUUCUUUGCCACUAGAGGAUUCAGUUAAUUCAAGUUUCCAAUUUGACUGUUUAACUGUGCCUUAUGAAUCAAUUGAUGAUCUCAGCAAACUUCCAAAAAAAUUGGAUGAUCAGGAUCCUUGGUUAUCUAGUUCUACAAUUGAGACUGGAUCACCCUCUCUAAUGAGGAUAUCAUGGAGGGAAGGGUUAAUGAGGCAAGUUGAUGAGCUAGAUGAGUUUGACUGUUGUAGAUGUUUGUCAGAUGAAGAAGAUCUCGCCAACGACAAUGACUGUGGUAGUAAUAGUGUAUCAGGUACUCAAGUUAAUAUUGAAGUAGAUGAAGGUGAAAAACCAAAUUAUGAUGUGAGACUCACUGAAACUGAGGAUAAGGAAUUGGAAAUAGAUGGCAUUGGCAAAGAAAUGUUUUCUGGCGCUGAGUUGGUAAGCACCAAUGAAGGCAGUCUAGUUGCUUCAAAGGAUGAUUCAGACUGGAAUUUAUGCUACUUGAAUUAGUUAUUUGCAGUGUGAAUUUAAAUUAAAUAGGGUGAAGGAAGAAUCCUCAGAGGAAGCAACUUCUUUUCCUUUUUUCAAUUAUGGAAUAAUUUAUUUAUUGCUCAAGUGGUUGAUCAAGUCAAAUAUUAACCACUCUUUGAACGAUAUUAACUGGUUGAGCAAUUAGUUCUUGAACUAGAAAUAUUUUUAUUGACAAUUUCUUGUUGUUUUCAAA